AUGGUUGAUGUCGUCACGCUCUCAUCAGACUCUGAAGAUGAACUUGUCGAUUUCAAAAAAACUCCGAAAAAGUUGAAAGUUUGUUUUUUUCCUGAUACAAUAUCCUUGCUGAGGUUUUUCAAGGCGAUUUUGUACUACAAGAACUAAAAUUCUUUCGAAAAUGGCUUUUCGUCUCAAGACCCGGAAAUAGGCCAUGCUCCUUUAAACCUCGGCUAGGAAUCUUCGGACAGGUUAUUCAGAAAAAAUGUCUUUUUCAGAGACUCUCCAAGGGAUCGAAAAGCUCAAGUCCGAAAAAGUCGAUAAAUAUUGAAGGGGUCCCCAAAUCUUUUUCCUCGGAUUCGAAAACGAGGUUUUUUUUUAAAAGGAAUAAUAUAAAAAAAUAAAAAUUAUUGUUAAAAAUGUGUUUUUUUAUGAUUUUCUACGUCUUCAAAUUGCUUAAGAGCGCGAGAAUGGUCCCUAUAGGGAAAAAACGAAGAAGUGGUCCCUAGAGGGCUAAAAUUCAGGUGUUCCCUACAGGGAAUUAAAUUCUGACCCACGAGCUCCUAAAGCUUAAGUGGUUCAGAACAAAAAUUGACAAAUGCUACCCUAGAGUGACCACUAAAAGAACCCCCUAGCCAUUUUUUGCAAGCUUUAGUGUCCCCUGUAGGGAAGGUGAAGUGGUCCCUUAAGGGGAAACUUCAAGGGACCCUAAAGUUGCCCCUAUAGGAAUAACUCUGAAGUUCUUAAGUGCAUCAGACUCUUUUGGUUUUGGAUGUUUUCAAGUCAAAAACUGAAAAAAAAGCAUUUUGAAGAAACUUGAAAAUCAUGAAAAAAAGAAAAAUAAAAUAAUAUUUUGCAGAUUUUCAUUCGGCGUCUGCGGAGACGACAGCUUUCUGGACAUUCCUACAACUUCCAAAUGGAACUUUUCUCCGAACAAAUCGGAUAAAAAUGAGGAAAAUAUCAGGGAAUCCGAUUCCCCGGACCUCUUCGCCAAACCUCCUUUGGACUAUAAAAGUCCAAAUAAGGUUUUUUUUUUUGAGAUUUUUGGGUUUUUGAGAGUAAAAUGAAGUCGGAAUGGUGGAUAAUGGCCACUAAAAGGGAGAGGCUCAGAAAAGGCUGCAAAAAGGCUGCAGAAAGGCAACAAAAUAGGAGCAAAAAGGCUGAAAAAUUGGUCCCUUUAUCGAGCCUCCCAUUUUUCUGAGAUUUUAAAAGCUCAAGAAAUGGUGGAAAAAGGGAAAGGUAGCACAAAAAGGUGCAUAAGGGCUGAGAAAAUGGCCCAAAAAGGCAGCAAAAAAGGAAAAUUUAUAUGAAGCCUUUUCCGACUUUUCCUAUGGUUGAAAAAUCAGAAAUUUUUCUUGUUUUUGACCUUAUUUUGAUUUUUCAAAACAUUUCCAUCAUUUUCAAGCCAGAAAAAAAUCUGAAAAAAAUAUUUUUUCAACUUUCUUGAGCUCCAUUUUUCUAUCAAAUCGAUAAGAAAUGUCAUUUUGAAGUUUUGAAAAAAAUUCAAAAAAAUUUUGAGAAUACCUUGAAAUUUUUCAAGCUUUAUUAUAAUAAAAAAAUGAAAGAAAAUAUAAAAUUUUGAUUUGAAAAAAAGAAAAAUUUUUGAAAAAAAUGACGCGAAACGUGUUUUUACGAGUAAAAUGACGUUUUGUUUUUCCGACCAUUUGUUUAUUUAUUUUUUUCUCCGAUAUAAUUUUUUUCAAGUAAAAUUCUUAUAAAUAUAAUGAAAAUGGUAGUUUUUUUAAGAAAAAGAAUUAUCGAAAAUCGGCUUUUGCUCUCAUAUAAAAAAAUUUUAUCCUAUUUUUUUCUAAUCCACAGAUUUUUUUGAAUUUUUUUCAGUUUUUUAAAUUUUUCAGCUUGAUCUGCACAUAAAAAAACCGAUUUUUCCAUUUUUUUCAAGCAAUUUUUUUGGCGAGAAUUGUAGAAAGGUUUCAAUACAGUUUUUGAAAUAUACAAGAUUAUGAAAAAAAUUUCGGGAUACAAAAUAUAAGAAAAAUGGAAAAAAAUCGAGCUAAAAUUGACAUUUUAUAUUUUUUUCGGAUUUUUCAAGGCUAUCGAAACUUUUUGAAAGCCUUUUUUUACAGGUAAAAUUCGAUUUUUAAGUCAUUAAAGUUCCAUUUUUUUAAUCAUAAAGAUUUUUCAAAACUUUUUAAAGACUUCUUAGAACUUUUUCUUCUAAAUGCUCUACUUGAUAAAAUUAAUUCUAUAUCCCUUUUUCAGAAAAUCUCCCCGUUGGCAAACCCUCCAAUGCCAAAAAAUAGAAAACGAUCUUUUUCGGCUAUUUUGCCAUCAGAAGCGGAAAAAUCAUCAAAAUCCGGGAAAAAUCUGACGAAAUCCAGUGAGAAAAAUUGACGAGUUCGCCUUGACCAGCAGCGAUGAUGAGGUUUGAUUUUAUAAUAUUUAUUGAGAAUUUUUCGAACAUUUAGAGGGAAAAAUUCAGGUAAUCUCAUUUUUUUCUGUAGAAAGUGUGAAUAAGGUUUUUCCAAAAAAAGACAAUUUUUUUGUAAAAGAUUUUUGAAUUUUUCUUCCUGAAAUUCUUUAUUUAUUUAACUUAAAAAAAUUUAUUGAUAAAUUUACAUAGUAAAUUAUUGGAAAGCAUUUCAUAAGGCCUAUUUUUCAGAAGAAUAUCUUUUUUUGGCAUUUUUUUGGAGAAUUGAGUGAAAAAAACUUUCGAAAAAAAUUUUCAUUUUUUUCCUUCCAAAACGACCAUUAAAAAUUUUUUUCAAAGCUAUUUUUUUGGAAAUAUUUCUUUUUUUGGAACUUCUAUAAAAAUUCCUUUGUUUUUUUAACUUUUUCGAAAAGAAUAUUUUUUUGAUAAAUUUCCACUGAAAUAAGUGUUUUUGGAAAAUAAUUUUUUUCAGUAGAAAAAGGCUUUUUAAAGCUUUACUGGUGAUUUCAUUCAAGAAAGCUUUAUUUUUUUUUGUCAUUUUCAAUUUUAUUGCAUCGAGCUGGAUAAGAAGAUUCUAAAAACCGACUAGAAAUAGAGAAAAAGACAAAAAUUCCAGAAAAAGGAUGAUUUGGCCCUCCGCGCAUUGAUAAGUCCUAAUAAAAAACGAACAAAACGAGGGGAAAAGGUACGUUUUUCUUAAUUUUGAUCCUGAAAUAUGCUUCGAUUUCAGAAAAAUUUGAUUCAAAAUGAGUUUUUCGGCGUUUAUUGUCUGAUCAGCCGCAGUCCCAGACCAUGUUUUAAGGUACCUUUUUUUGGAUUCUACGAAAAAUCUUGCUUCAAAAUGAAGAAAAGGUUAAUGAAAUCGAUAAAAUACUGAUUUUUGUGGUCAAUGAAUAAAAAAUUGAGCAUAGAGUCAAUUUGCUGUUUCAAAAAAUUUUUUUUUUUUUUUUUUCAUUAACUUUUCAGUGGGCAAGGCAUUUCGCCAAAAAUGGUCAAAAUCUCAAUUUAAUAUAUUUCGAUUUGAGGUCAAAUUAAAAAAAGGUUGAAAUAAGAUUUAUUGAAAAAAAAAACACUAAAUCUCCUAUUUUGAGCCGCAAAUAUUAGGUUUUUCGAAACCUAAAACCUACAAUAGAGAUUAUAUUUUUGACGGAUUUUGAAAGGAUCAGUGGGCUGUUCGAGAAACGGGUAUUGAAAUUGAUAAAUGGCUCAUUUUCAGUUUACUGUUUCAGAAGCCAUUCUAGAGGAAAAAAAUUCUUUGGUCAAUGUUUCUGUAGGUGACCGUUUUUUUCAAACAAAAAAAUAAAAAUUCCGUUUUUCCUUUGAAAAAUUGUUGUCCAGUCUCAGUUAUAGGGUAUUUUUUUCGAUUUUUUUGGAUCAAUUUAAAAAAAUAUUGCAUAAAAGUUCGAUUUUUCCGAGCAAAGGGACUGCAAAUUGAUGAAAUGCUCAUUUUUUUGAUCGAAUAAUGAUUUUUAAACAUACUUACUGUUUCAAAAAUCACUCGAAAAAAAUAAGUAAUCAGUUUUAUCAAAGUUACGUAAGGAAUGCUCAUUUGUGUACACUUUUCCGGCCAUCUGAUCCCUUUUUUUUUUGAAAAUGGUGUUCCAGACCCUGUUCUAGGGUAUCUCUUUUGAUUUUUCGGACAAAUUUCGAAAAAAUAUUGCAUAAAAGUUCGAUUUUUCCGAGCGAAAGGACUGGAAAUUGAUGAAAUUUUCAUUUUUGAAAUCAUAAAGUGGUGAUUCGAGUUAUUAGUUUAAAUAGUUUCAAAAAUUACUGAAAACAAAAAAUGGUUUCAUCAACGUUAUAGUAGAAAAAGAGUACACAAUUCCGGUUAUUUUGGCCUUUUUUUGAAAGAUCUGAUCCAGGUCAGGCCAUGUUUCGAAGUACCUUUUUGAUUUUAAAUCUUUCCGAAAAGUCUUGCUUUAAAUAAAAAAAAAUAUAACUAAAUUUUCCAAGAAAUCGAUUGAAAUAUUCAUUUUGAGGUCAAAUAUCAAAUUAAACACAUAUUUACUGUUUAUAAAAUCACUCAAAUAAAAAAAUAUUCGCUUGAGCAACAUUUUUAGUUAACCUCAUUUUUUUGCACACUAUUUCAGUUAUUUUUGGCCUGUUUUUCUUGCAAUUUGUGAUUUUUUUGAGCUGUAUGAAGUUCUGUCUCUUGAAAAAAAGGUCCAUUUCAAAAAUUCUAUUAAUUUUUUUAUGAAGUUUUAAAGAGAUUUCUAUUAUAAUUUGCAACAAAAAAAGUGUUUCGAAGCAUUUUUGAGGGUUAUAUAAUCAGGAUUCCUGAUUCGAAGACUCAUUAAUAGUUUGUAGAAUCGGUGUUAUAUUGGCUAUACGGUUGAUCCGAAUAGGAGAAUCAUGCAACACAAUGGAGGAAGAGAGAAAGGAGGCGCCAAGAAAACGGACAAUCGAGGCCCGUGGUUCGUUUCACCUUUUUCAGCCCGAAAUUCAAUUUUAAAACGUGGAAAAAUGUUCAGAGCAGUGCUUCUUGUAGAAAAUGGUGUUAGAAAUAAUAUUCAAAAAAAAAUCACCUAUUUCCGGGAAAUUGGUGAGAAAUGAGUGAUUACUGUUUCAAGUUUUGUUCAAAAACACCUUUGUCCUUUCUUAUUAGUGACCCUAUUAAAUUCAAAAAUCUAGAAUCGAUUUUUUUUUUUUUCUUUAGUUUUUUUAAGUUCUCUUAUUUUUCAGAGGAUUUGCGAUUUUUUUGAGAAGCGAAUUAGGCGGAAAAAAAUCGGGCGAUUCCGGCCUUUUUCCUUUUUUUCAGAGAAAAAAAUCUGAAAAUGGCAAAAAUUUCGGAGGAAAUAUAUUAUGAGCGAACAAAGAUCGGAAAUACCUUCGAUAGAAAAAAAAUCGAAAAUUACCUACUAACAAAAAAAUUGAUGGGAAAUAAGGGAUUACUGUUUCAAAUUUCGUUCAAAGUUGUCUUUUCUUUUUUUCAAUGCUUUCAUUUUUCAGCACGUUCUAAAUAUCAUUUUUUUAUGAUCCCCACAUUUUUUUCAUGAUUUUUCAAGAUUUUUUUGAGAUAAAAAUAAAAAAAGCAGUUUGGAAACACCUUCGAUAGAAAAAAAUGAAAAAAAUUACCUAUUAACAAAAAAAUUAAUGAAAAAAAUGAGUGAUUACUGUUUCAAGUUGUCUUUACUUUUUUUCAUUCAAUGCGUUCAUAAGGCUGGGAAUUCUGAGUACUAUUAUUUUUUUCUGAAGGUUUCAUUAUCCUCAUAUUCUUUGACGUUUAAAUUCUUAGGUUCUUUCUAUCGAUUACUUCGGAAACGUCUUCGAUAGAAAAAAAUUCAAUUAAAAUUCAAAAUUACUCAUUUUCGUGAAAUUGGUGAAAAAAAUGAGUGAUUCCUGUUUCAAUUUCCGUUCAAAAAUGUCUUUUCUCAAUUUUAUCAAUGCGUCCGGUGAUAUAAAAGCCUAAUGUGAUUUUUUUUUUUGACGUUUUCGAAUUCUCCCCUUUUAUUGAUUCGAUUUUAAAAAAUGAAAUUUGAAAAAUUUUUAACAGCAGUUUUUUUUUUGAAAUACUCUUCAUAACUGUACGCAUUCUGAAAAAAAUAAACUUGGAAAAUAUAAAAAAAUAUUCAUCAUUUCUAACGGAGUAGAUAUUAUUAAAAUCACGUCCAAAAUUAUCUAUGAAUAAUUUUAAAGAAACCGGAAUCUUAUCUGAAAAACCAUUUUUUGGAGAUUUUCCAAAAAAAGUUUUCUGUAAAUUUGCUCAUUUUUGAAGUUGCGAAAUGAAUGCUUCCAGCCUUAUUUUGUGUAAAAUUUAUAGUCCAGCGAAGAUUUUUUGAGAACAAUUACAGAAUUUUUCCAGAAACUCCAUAUUUUCCCAGCAUAUUUUUCUGAAAAUCAAAUAUCUUCGAAAAAAAGAAAAAUGUUCGCAUUUUAAAGGGACAUGGUCUGUGUGGUGCACGGGUUCCCGAAUUCGGUGGCGGCCCUUCGAUUUGAAUGGGCCUGGCAGAAUCCCAACGUUUCCAAGGUUCAUUUUUCGAGGCUUUGCGGAAGUUUUUAUCUAAAAUAAACAGUGAGAAUGAAGAAAAUUCCAGUAAAAUUUAUAUUUUUUUGAUUUUUAUCGAAGAUUAUUCGAGUUUUUUUUUGUACCUGUUGUAUUUUUUCUACAUUUUUAACUCAAAAGAUGCUGAAAAAAAAAAUUCGACUUUUCUGUAGCUUAUUCCCAAGCUUUUUGAAAAUUGAGGGUUUGAAAAAAAAGGAUAUUUUGGCAAGAAAAGCAAGUUUAGAGUCGAUUUUAUCCGAAUUUUUGUGUUUAAUGACAAAAACAUUAUUUCAUCUAAAAAAAUUGACUUUAAAUAACCGAAUUUUUGACUAGAAAAAAAAUUUUUUUGAAGGUAAAAGUUUGCCAAAAAAAGCCGCGAUUCCUUCAUUUUAAAGCUUCAAAUUCGAUUUAUAACAUUAAUUUUUGUUUACUUCAGAACAUUUCGGAUUAUUUUCUCAAUUUCGAACCGAAACGUUUGGAAAAAAACCAUUUAAAAAAAUGAUGAAGAAAGUUAUUUUUGAACUUUCAAUUAUUCAUUUUUUUACUGCCAUUCAAAAAUAAGAGUGAGAGAAAAUAUAGAUUCAUAAACAUAUAUUUUCAACUUGAAACCGCAAAACUCCAUUCCUUCAGAAUAUUUUUCCAGGUCAUCCGACAUCAUGAGCUGAAAAAGGGAAGAAAAGAAACGCCCUUUGCAUUUCAGUCAGUUAUUUAAAACCAUUUUUGACUCAAUUUCUCAUUUUAAGACUUCGAAUCGCCUGUUGUUUGAUCAAUAGCAAGCCGUUCUCGCGAUUCGCCUUGACCUUUCGGUGGCUGGAAUUGGUAAUAUAA
Molecule: messenger RNA, 7178 nt
Organism: Caenorhabditis auriculariae
Lineage: Eukaryota; Metazoa; Nematoda; Chromadorea; Rhabditida; Rhabditidae
Source: the annotation of a GenBank genome assembly